AUGCCUUCCUUUAUUGAUUCCCCUCUCUUGACUACUCUCCAGAGAUCUAUAACUUCUUGGAGUCAUACUUCCACAAGUAACUCCCUCCCUGUUUGGUCUACAGUACCUUUCACCAGGAAAGCUUUCCUCACCACGGCGCCCGCGGAGAACGCCGGGCGCCCGGGCAUCACGGCGCGCCGAGAACGCCGGGCGCCGGGCAGCCCCCAACAACGGCGCGCGCGAUUGAACGCCUUGCGCCGGGCAGCACGGCGCCCGCGAGGAAGCGGGGCGCCCGGGCAGCACGGCGCGAGCGAGAAACGCCGGGGCGCACGGGCAGCAAGGCGCGCGCGAGAACGCCGGGCGCCCGGGCAGCAACGGCGAGCGGAACGCCGGGGCGCCCGUGAAUGCAGGCGCGGAGAACGCCGGGGGCGCCCGGGCAGCACGGCGCGCGAGAACGCCGGGGCGCCCGGGCAGCACGGCGCGCGCGAGAACGCCGGGGCGCCCGGGCAGCACGGCGCCCGCGAGAACGCCGGGGCGCCCGGGCAGCACGGCGCCCGCGAGAACGCCGGGCGCCCCGGCAGCACGGCGCGCGAGAACGCCGGGGCGCCCGGGCAGCACGGCGCGCGCGAGAACGCCGGGGCGCCCGGGCAGCACGGCGCCCGCGAGAACGCCGGGGCGCCCGGGCAGCACGGCGCCCGCGAGAACGCCGGGGCGCCCGGGCAGCACGGCGCCCGCGAGAACGCCGGGGCGCCCGGGCAGCACGGCGCGCGAGAACGCCGGGGCGCCCGGGCAGCACGGCGCGCGAGAACGCCGGGGCGCCCGGGCAGCACGGCGCUCGCGAGAAACGCCGGGGCGCCCGGGCAGAACGGCGCCCGCGAGAACGCCGGGGCUCCCGGGCAGCACGGCGCCCGCGAGAACGCCGGGGCGCCCCUCGGGCGAGCACGGCCGCCCGACGAGAACGCCGGGGCGCCCGGGAAGCACGGGCGCGCGCCGAGAACGCCGGGCGCCCGGGCCAGCACGGCAGGGCGAGAACGCUCGGGGCGCCCGGGAGCACGGCGCCCGCGAGAACGCCGGGGCGCCGGGCAGCACGGCGCCGCGAGAACGCCGGGGCGCCCGGGCAGCACGCGCGCGCGAGAACGCCGGGGCGCCCGGGCAGCACGGCGCGCGCGAGGAACGCGGGGCGCCCGGGCAGCACUGCGCGCGAGAACGCCGGGGCGCCCGGGCAGCACGCGCCGCGAGGACGCCGGGGCGCCCGGGCAGCACGGGCGCGCGAGAACGCCGGGGCGCCCGGGCAGCACGGCCCGCGAGAACGCCGGGGCCCGGGCAGCACGGCGCGCCGCGAGAACGCCGGGCGCCCGGGCAGCACGGCGCGCGAGAACGCCGGGGCGCCGCGGGCAGCACGGCGCCGGGCGCCGGGAGGCGCCGGAGAACGCGGGCCGGGAGACGCAGCGCGGGGCCGGGAGAAGGCGGCGCGAGAACGCCGGGGCGCCGGGCAGCACGGGCGCGCGAGAACGCCGGGGGCGCCAGGGCAGGCAAACGGCACGGGCGCCGGAGAACGCUGCCGGGCGCCCGGGGGCGGCAGCACGGGCGAAAGCCGGCGCCCGAGAAGCGAAACGGGGGCGCCCGGGCAGCCGGCGACGCGGCCCGGACACGGCGGCCGCGAAACCGGGGGCCCGAGCGCGCGCGAGAACGCCGGGGCGGCCCGGGCAGCAACGCGGGCCCGGCAGAACGGGGCGACCCGGGGCCCGCAGGCCGCGAACGCCGGGGCGACGCGGGCCGGGGCGCCCGGGCAGCACGGUCGCGGCGAGAAACGCCGGGGCGCCGGGCAGCAACGGCGCGCGCGAGAACGCCGGGGCGCCCGGGCAGCACGGCGCGCGAGAACGGCCGGGGCGCCCGGGCAGCACGGCGCCCGCGAGAACGCCGGGGCGCCCGGGCAGCACGGCGCGCGAGAACGCCGGGGCGCCCGGGCAGCACGGCCGCCCGGCGAGAACGCCGGGGCGCCCGGGCAGCACCGGCGCCCGCGAGAACGCCGGGGCGCCCGGGCAGCACGGCGCGCGAGAACGCCGGGGCGCCCGGGCAGCACGGCGCCGCGAGAACGCCGGGGGCGCCCGGGCAGCACGGCGCGCGAGAACGCCGGGGCGCCCGGGCAGCACGGCGCGCGCGAGAACGCCGGGGCGCCCGGGCAGCACGGCGCGCGAUGAACGCCGGGGCGCCCGGGCAGCACGUCGCGCGGAGAACGCCGGGGCGCCCGGGCAGCACGGCGCCCGCGAGGACGCCGGUGGCGCCCUGGCAGCACGUGGCGCGCGAGAACGCCGGGGCGCACUGGCAGCACGGCGCUCGCGAUAA
This is a messenger RNA of Pecten maximus, 2325 nucleotides long. RefSeq names its product collagen alpha-1(I) chain-like. Lineage: Eukaryota; Metazoa; Mollusca; Bivalvia; Pectinida; Pectinidae. The transcript is spliced from 2 exons. Bases 1 to 2325 code for a protein of 774 amino acids. The record is from RefSeq and is a predicted model, not a curated record.